AUGAAGUGCAAAAAGAUGCUUGAAGAGUUGAACGUUAAGUUCUCUCUCAUGGAUGCUAUUCAGAUGAUUCCUUCAAUGCGCAGUCUUGUGAAAGGGCUGAUCUCCGGGAAGACUUCUGCAGACAGCGACAUCAUGAUGGUCUCGAAAGAAUGCAGCGCAGUCCUUCAAAACAGAACAGUCAGGAAAUUGGAAGAUCCUCGAAAAGUUGUCCUAUCUGUUCAGAUUGGAAAAAUAGUCUUCGCUUGUUCUCUGUGCGAUUUGGGUUCCAGUGUGAAUCUCAUGCCCUACUCAGUUGCAAAACGCAUGGGACUAACCAACUUUAAGCCAACCAAGAUUUCUUUGGUGUUCGCAGACAGAUCAGUCAAGUUGCCAGUAGGUGUUCUUGAAGAUCUGCAAGUUCAAAUUGGUGACACCACUGUUCCUGCAGACUUCGUGGUUCUAGAGCUCGAAGAUGAACCAAAAGACCUUCUCAUUCUGGGCCAUCCUUUACUGUGCACAGCUGGUGCAAUCAUUGACGUCCGCAACGGGACGAUCGAUCUCCAACUGGGAGAUAUUGUGAUGAAGUUCGAGAUGGAUGAGCUUCUCAAACGACCUAUGCUAGAUGGUCAGAACUUCACGAUUAGCGACAUGAAUUCCGCCUUGACCCCUCAACAAGGGAUGAUCGAAGAAAUCUUCGCAGAUGAUCCUUUAGAAGUAGCUCUGAUACGAGUAUAG
Molecule: messenger RNA, 714 nt
Organism: Brassica napus (rape)
Lineage: Eukaryota; Viridiplantae; Streptophyta; Magnoliopsida; Brassicales; Brassicaceae
Exons: 1
Coding region: 1-714 (237 amino acids)
Source: RefSeq, a predicted model, not a curated record